Molecule: messenger RNA, 849 nt
Organism: Penicillium argentinense
Lineage: Eukaryota; Fungi; Ascomycota; Eurotiomycetes; Eurotiales; Aspergillaceae
Exons: 1
Coding region: 1-849 (282 amino acids)
Source: RefSeq, a predicted model, not a curated record
AUGCCUUCCAGAAUCAAUCACGCCCCAUCUCUCCAAGUCCUGACGGACAAACAAAACUGGCCAAAAUGGAACACAGAAAUGGUCCUUAGUCUACGACAGCGCGGCCUGGGCCCUCUCCUGCGCGACGCGAACAAACCAGAAGACGAAAGUAGUCUCCAAAUCUGGAACAUCAAGCAAAAAUUGGCCUGUGCAAUCGUCGUCAGUCACCUAGAUCCGAAAUUUGCCAAGAUCAUGCACCGUCACAAGACGCUCGAGACGCUGCUCCGUGCCAUCGACGACUUCACCAGGCCAAAGGGCAAAGCUGCCAUCGGUCUCCUCUGCAGCCUGUGGAAUCGUCUGCGAUCACUUUCUGCGUCGCGCCAUAAGAGUAUCGCUGAGUACUGCGAGGAGGCUCUUGAGAUUCAGAGGCAGUAUGCACGUCUUGGAUGCAGUACUUCUGAUCCCAUUAUCUGCUGUGCGUUUUUGGAUGGGCUUCCGUCGCACUGGUGGCAUUGGAAGUAUCUCCAGCAGCAUGAGAUGAAUGUUACUUGUGCCGGGGAUGGGACAGAUUCGUCGACAUUCAUGCUCUCCAAUCUUGUUGGUGAUGCGUUGGAGGAAGAUGAGAGGCUGUAUGUUGAAGCUUUACGGUCUGCGGAGACAAAGUACCGCAUGAAAAUCAUCGAUGCGACGAAGACGCCUGCUACAGUGGAAAUUGAUUUCUGUACGGCCUGUAAUGGGUUCUUUCAUUCGGCGCCGGCAUGCUUCAAGCUGAAUCCUCAGCCGAGAUCGCGGCGGAAGGGGAAUAAGAGACAGCGAGCUAACUCUAGGGAGCUGGGGUCUUAUGGGAGGUGUGGGGUUGAUGUAUCUUAA